Caenorhabditis elegans is the source of this 1232-nucleotide messenger RNA. The record is from the annotation of a RefSeq genome assembly. NCBI's taxonomy places the organism in Eukaryota, Metazoa, Nematoda, Chromadorea, Rhabditida, Rhabditidae.
AUGUCAAUUCUAAAGCUAGGAAGUGGGCUUUUCCAAACUCAUGUUCAAUUGGAAGAUGUUCAGCAUGUGAUUGAAAAGCAAAUGAGCAUCAAGUCCAAAAUUGGAAAGGACGCCAAGUUCACAGAUAUUGGAGACGGAAAUGGAUUCAUGAGUCGUGUCAUCCUUGUUGAGCCAAACUGGACGGUCCCAGACAAAACUUUUCCUGACAAGUUUGUGUUGAAAAUCACGUCAGCCGUUCAUCUCUCCGGCUUUGUCGAUCAGAUGGUGCAAAAAAGCGCGUUUGGUCCGGAGCAAGAGGCUGCCGUUAUGGAGAUGGUGGAGGGGGUGGAUCAAGCUCAGCAUAAUCGUGAAGUCAAUUUCUAUGAGAUUGCCCAGAAAUGGAACAAGAACGAUGUCUUGUUAAUGCCAAAAACCUUUUUUUCCAAGAAAUUUGCCGCAAGUAACAAGGCUAAAGGAAUCUUAGGAAUGGAGUACAUGAGCGACACAGUGGUCAGACAUCUCAACUGUAAUGUGAAGCCGCAGGAACUUUAUCCAGUUCUCAAGGCUCUGGCCACACUUCAAGCCGAAGGACUUCACCUAUCUGACCAGGAAGUCCAAAGUAUAUCUGGCUACGACAUCCAGCAAAUGAUGGGUCCAAUGUUGACCGAAGAUGGAAUGAAGGGCAUCUUCGAGCAGCUCAUCAGCAUGGAUCCUGAUCGCCUGGCAAGUAAAGUCCAGAAAAUUGGAGCACUGGGAGCAGAAAUUGUGAACUAGGUAUCAAGCGUGCGGUAUUGGUGCACGGCGAUUUGUGGUCUGCAAACUUACUGUGGAAUGAGAAUAAUGGUAAAUUCUCGGUGAACAAAAUCAUCGACUAUCAGCUAAUCCACAUAGGAAACCCAGCCGAGGACCUAGUUCGUCUCUUCCUCACAACUCUAUCGGGAGCCGAUCGCCAGUCGAACUGGGAAAGCUUGCUGGAAACGUUCUACAAGUACUUCCAAGAGGCUCUUGGGAGCAACAAGAAUCCUUAUUCUCUAGAGCAGCUCAAAGACUCUUAUCGACACUACUUUGUAACCGGUGCUCUCCUUGUUAUGCCAUUAUUUGGAACCGUUGCUCAACUGAAACUCGCCACAGCUGACCCGAAACAUGUCUCCGAAUACCGUGAGGUGAUAACAGAGAAGGCUGAGCACUUGCUUGAUGACAUGGAACGUUGGCACCAGUUCAGCAAGGAUUUGGUGAGGAAUCACACGGAAUAA